GUUUGCAGAAGUCGGUGGGAGAAAAAAUAAAUAAAUAAAAGAUUCCAAGAAUCCCAACUGAUUGGCACCUUACCCUGGAAGAGCAGUGCGCUCCCAGUGGGCGGGGAUUGGGGACCCGCGUGGCCCUUGGGCUGCAGUGGGGCCACUCCGUUGUAAAAGCCAGCUUUUAAAGUGAAUGGAAACUUUUAAGUUUCUCAAAGCCGGGCCCUCUGACUCGGGAGCGGAGUGGAGAUGACGGGAAAAGGCUUUCCCUGUGGUGGGGGGAGAGGACCUCAUCCGGAGGCCCGGGCAGUCUCUAGGGACAGCGUCCUCGGUUGGGUAUCCCUUCCAGGUCCGGCUCCUGGGCGCACGCGAGUCCGGACCCCUCGGCCUCCGCCCCGGGGAGAGCCCAGCCCAGGCUCUGGUCCUCGCGGCCUCGGAUGGCAGGGCGCGGCGAGGGCGAAGGGCGAAGGGCCAGCGGCUGCCUCGGCGUCCGCGUGUGGCGGGGGCCGUAGGGGGAGGACGCGGGCCGAGGGGGAGGGCUCACAUCUCGGCGAAGUUCCCGGAUGGUCGCAGCCUCCCGGCGCGGAGCGCUUUUCCUGCCCGCCCUGGCUCAGCCCUGCGGACCCAGAGAGAAGUUUCCCAGAAAAAAAUGCCCCGCGCUCCGCGGGGCCGAGGAGCCGCCCGGAGCCGCUGCACGGGUAGCUGGUGAACCCAGCGGAGACCACGGAUGUUACAAAGCAGUUACAAAGCUACCUCCACUGUACUGCUUCUGACUUCCUGAUGACACACGUGAUCCACAGGGGUGGUGAAAUGGUAAGGGUUUUAUACAGCUAGCUUUCGGGUCAUUUAGUACACGCUAAUACAUACCUGG
This is a messenger RNA of Rattus rattus (black rat), 853 nucleotides long. Its product is annotated as translation initiation factor IF-2-like. The record is from RefSeq and is a predicted model, not a curated record. Bases 232 to 684 code for a protein of 150 amino acids. The transcript is spliced from 2 exons. Lineage: Eukaryota; Metazoa; Chordata; Mammalia; Rodentia; Muridae.